CAAUGCCACUCUAGAAAUACUUCACAAAUUCUAGCUCCCACACCACCCUACUCCACAGAUGAACUCCAUCAUUCCCAUCAACUCUUCCCAUGUUUCUCCACUCCUUGUUCAUGCAAGAUCAAAAGAUCCCACAAACAAGCAAACCGUGGUACCAAAGGGUGAUGGAGAUUGUGAUUCUAUUGAAGCCUGCAGCAAAGUCUCCAAUAACAAAAUCUGAUGCAACUCCAGCAAACUCCAACAAGCCAAAGCUUAGGAAAUGCACUUCUCUAAAGGUGGCCUCUUCGUUCACUCGAGCAUGUCUCUGUGCUCCCAUCUCUUCCUACAAUGAGGUGUUUCGAGCCGCCGUCCCACCGCGAAGAAGCUACGGCUUAUCGAGAUCAAAAUCUUUUGUGGCACCUGAUAGAGUCAUGAACACAAGAACCUCGGUGGAAGGGCGGAGGGUGUUCAGGGGUAAGUCGUUAACCGACGACAUCUUGAUGAGAAGAUUUGUGGUUGAAGAGGAAGCAAUGAUGCAGCUGAGGAGGAGGAACCAGAUGGAAUUUGUGAGGAAGAGGAAUGCCAUGAGAAGGAAAAAACUUGGGCCCAGUCCUCUCCGCAGGAUGGUAAUGGCUGGAGAAGAGUAGUUCUUUGCUUUUGAGUUUGAAGUUUCGACGGAUACUGCGGUAUCUCUUUUUUAUUUCUCCUUGAAAUGAGCAUGUAAUUGCCGGAUCACUCCAAAUGGAGCUUCCUUUCAUUUCUUCAUGAGAACUUGAUGUAGAAAGAACUUAUCCUUUUUAUUUGGACAGAAGAAAAAUAUGAGAGUGUACUUAUUGGUUCAUUUGAUCUCCAAACCAAGUUUCGAAAAA
Phoenix dactylifera (date palm) is the source of this 845-nucleotide messenger RNA. RefSeq lists its product as uncharacterized. The record is from RefSeq and is a predicted model, not a curated record. Lineage: Eukaryota; Viridiplantae; Streptophyta; Magnoliopsida; Arecales; Arecaceae.